Molecule: messenger RNA, 1807 nt
Organism: Engraulis encrasicolus (European anchovy)
Lineage: Eukaryota; Metazoa; Chordata; Actinopteri; Clupeiformes; Engraulidae
Gene: sbds
Product: SBDS ribosome maturation factor
Exons: 5
Coding region: 197-949 (250 amino acids)
Biological process (GO): cytosolic ribosome assembly; ribosome biogenesis
Source: RefSeq, a predicted model, not a curated record
UUCAUCACAAAUACCUCUUCAUUGGCCUUUCCCAAGUAGGACCGUUUGACAGCGGUUGCAGUUUCACCCCGGAGUUUAGUGAGGGAACAACAACACUGCUGCUGUGCUGAAGUCGUCGGUGCGCAGCUGGUUUGACAGCAGCUAUCGAGCAAUCUAGCCCACGUUACCUCCAAGAGUUUGAGGUGGCUCUGCCAAAAUGUCGAUAUUCACGCCAACAAACCAGAUUCGGUUGACCAAUGUGGCAGUGGUCCGGAUGAAGAAGGGCGGGAAGCGGUUUGAAAUUGCCUGCUAUAAGAACAAAGUCAUGAGCUGGCGGUCAGGAGCAGAGAAGGACUUGGAUGAGGUCCUCCAGACCAAUUCAGUCUUCAUCAAUGUGUCAAAGGGACAGGUGGCAAAAAAGGAGGAUCUCACCAAAGCUUUCGGCACUGACGAUUUGACAGAAAUAUGCAAACAGAUUCUGGCGAAGGGCGAGCUGCAGGUGUCGGAUAAGGAGCGUCAGAGUCAGCUGGAGACCAUGUUCCGCGACAUCGCCACCAUCGUGGCCGAGAAGUGCGUCAACCCCGAGACCAAGCGGCCCUACACCGUCAACCUCAUCGAGAGGGCCAUGAAGGACAUCCACUACUCUGUCAAGGCCAACAAGAGCACCAAACAGCAGGCUCUGGAGGUGAUUCGUCAGCUGAAGGAGUCGAUGCAGAUCCAGCGUGCCCACAUGCGUCUGCGCUUCAUCCUGCCGGCAAAAGACGGGAAGCGGUUGAAGGAGAAACUGAAGCCCCUCAUCAAGGUCACAGAGAGCGAAGACUUUGACGAUCAGCUGGAGAUGGUGUGCCUGAUAGACCCGGGCUGCUUCAGAGAGGUCGACGAGCUUAUCCGCUGCGAGACGAAAGGCAAGGGCACUCUGGAGGUGCUGAGCCUGAAGGACGUGGAGGAAGGGGACGAGCGGCUGGAGUAACGCAUUACUUCCUGUCUAAAGCAUCAAUUCCUGUCUAUAUAUAUACGCCACAACACCGAUGGGAGAGGCCUUUUAAACGCACCCUAUGUUGCUAUGGAAACAUAAUUUUUUAUUGCAUCUGACAUGCUAAAGGGCCACUGAUGAAAAGGCUGUUCCAUAAGGAUGUUAUUUGAUAGGCUAUUAUUUUCUAUGAAAACCACGUAAUAGCUUGUUUGAUGGGUAAUAGAACGUAGAACAACAGAGAAAAACUAUGGCCACAGGGAUUGGUGAGUGAAGGACACUGAUGUGCAGCAUGUUGAGCAGUUAGUGUUGUGAGGGGCGAGCUGUAGCAUGCUAACUAACACUAUGUUUCCUGUGCCUUGCUGACCACCUUAUCUUCUUAUUUCUCAAUACAGACUGCAAAUAAUAACCAGACAAACCGCCUCUACUGCAGAGUAGUGAGCUAAUUAAACGCAUCCGUUGUCACACAGAGCAACACAGCAAGGCUAGCCAGGCAGAGCUGAGGGGAGCUGACACUGGCCGCGUUUGUGAUGGCACAUUGCUGCUUUUGCUGGGCAGCGUUCAUGGGCACUUUGCCAUUUCAAUGCAUUCUGGUUUGAAAAAAUGUAUUCUGUUUAGAAAAAAAGUUGAAGAAAUUUCUAACCAGAAUGCAUCGAGUGAUUGGUCCAGUUUCCAUUUUCCCAUCAGUGUUUUGGAAAGCAUGUGUUUGGGAGGCCAAUAUCAGUUGGUUCAGUUAUGAGAUCGCAGCUAUACGAAUGCCCCGAGAGCAUUUUUAUGUAUGGGUGUGUUAAUUACGCUGUGUACAACACACCAGUGCUAUAUAAUGUACAUUAUUAAUUAAAAUUUAAUUUGAAUAUA